Pogona vitticeps (central bearded dragon) is the source of this 3298-nucleotide messenger RNA. It is a transcript of the gene ASAH2, whose product is annotated as N-acylsphingosine amidohydrolase 2. Gene Ontology annotation, biological process: sphingosine biosynthetic process; long-chain fatty acid biosynthetic process; ceramide catabolic process. Gene Ontology annotation, cellular component: extracellular region. The record is from RefSeq and is a predicted model, not a curated record. Gene Ontology annotation, molecular function: N-acylsphingosine amidohydrolase activity. Lineage: Eukaryota; Metazoa; Chordata; Lepidosauria; Squamata; Agamidae.
AUGAAAUCAACCGCUUUAGGAAUUGCUGCUGUCUUCUCAAUAUUGAUUAUAGCAUCUGUUGUGACAGUCUUGGUAGUUAAUUUUUACCCCCAUCAAAGCAGCAGUGAUGGUUACUUAAUUGGCGUUGGUCGGGCAGACUGUACUGGUCCUGUAGCUGAAGUACCUUUUAUGGGCUAUGCCAAUCCAGAUCAGAUUGGCACUGGUAUCAUCUCACGACAGUACGCCAGAGCAUUCAUUUUUGCAGAGCCCAACAAUUCAACCAACCGAGUGGUGUUUGUGACUGCCGAGUUAGGAAUGAUGUCUCAGAGAGUUAGGUUAGAGGUAAUACAACAACUGAAGCACAAAUAUGGAGAUCUUUACAGGGAAGACAAUGUUAUCCUGAGUGCAACUCAUACCCAUUCAGGGCCUGGUGGCUACUUUCAGUACACCAUUUUUAUCAUAACAUGCAGGGGAUUCAUAAAGCCAUCUUUUACCACUGUUGUCAAUGGAAUCAUGACGAGUAUUGACAUUGCUCAUCAAAAUAUGAUCAAAGGGCGAAUUUUUAUCAACAAAGGUUCGGUAGAAAACAGUCAGAUUAACCGAAGUCCCUUUUCUUAUCUUCAGAAUCCAGACUCAGAAAGGAGCAGGUAUUCUUCAAAUGUAGACAAAGAAAUGGUAUUGCUGAAGAUGGUUGCUGAUAAUGGUCAAGACAUUGGGAUGUUAAGCUGGUUUGCUGUUCACCCAGUCAGUAUGAACAGAACCAACUGCCUUACAAGUAGUGACAAUGUCGGCUAUGCAGCUUAUCUCUUUGAACAAGAGAAGAAUGAAGGCUACCUAACAGGACAGGGACCAUAUGUAGCAGCAUUUGCAUCAUCUAAUCUAGGAGAUGUGUCUCCCAACAUAAAAGGUCCACACUGUGAAAACACAGGGGAGUCAUGUGAAAAUGUCCACAAUUACUGCCCAAUAGGUGGGGCCGAGAUGUGUAUGGCUAGAGGUCCUGGUGAGGAUAUGUUUGAGAGCACCCAAAUAAUUGGAAGGAAUAUCUACUUGAAAGCAAAGGAACUAUACAUGACGGCCUCUGACGAGAUCAAUGGUCCCAUUAGUUCAGCUCACCAGUGGGUCGACAUGAGCAAUGUUACUGUACAGCUCAAUGCUACUCAUACGGUUAAAACAUGCAAAGCAGCCUUGGGGUACAGUUUUGCUGCAGGUACCAUAGAUGGGCCAGGAAUGUUCAAUUUUACCCAAGGGACCAUAGAAGGUAAUUCGUUCUGGGAUGCUGUCCGUGACGCAUUUCUUGUUAAGCCAUCCAAUGAAACAAAAGAAUGCCACAAACCUAAGCCCAUCUUCUUUCCUACAGGAGAGCUUUCAAUCCCCUACCCAUGGCAUCCUAGCAUUGUCGAUGUUCAAAUACUUACGGUUGGGUCUCUGGCGAUACUGGCUAUUCCAGGAGAGUUUACGACAAUGUCUGGACGAAGACUACGUGAAGCCAUUAAAACUGAAUUUGCAACUCAUGGAAAACCAGGAAUGAAUGUUGUAAUUGCAGGACUGUGCAAUGUUUAUACACAUUAUAUAACUACUUUUGAAGAAUAUCAGAUUCAGCGAUAUGAAGGAGCAUCAACCAUUUAUGGACCACAUACUUUGUCUGCGUACAUUCAGUCAUUCCGAGGUCUAGCCAAGGCUAUUGCUACGGGUACUGUUCCACACUUACGAAAAUACCCAGGGCCAUCUAUUUUCAACAUAACAAAUUUGAGCUUUCUGCCUCUUGUGAUCGACGCAAAGCCACUUGGUCGUAAAUAUGGAGAUGUGCUACAAGAUGUACAGCCAAAGUACCAAACGGGAGAGGUGGCUACGGCACAGUUUGUUGGUGCGAAUCCAAGGAAUUCUGUAGCAAAUAUAACAACUUUUAGGUUCCUCACAGUAGAAAAAUACGACAACAGCUCUCAAAGUUGGCACGUGGAAUCUGAUGAUGCCUCGUGGGAUACUAGGUUCAUCUGGAAGAAAGGCAGUUUCGGAACCAGCACAGUUACAAUGGAGUGGCACAUCCCAAACAGCACUGCUCCAGGAACCUACCGAUUGCAAUAUUUUGGUCACAGCAAAGAAUUACUUAGCUCGAUCCAUGCAUUCAGUGGAACAUCUUCACAAUUUGAAGUUUUGAACUGAACAAUGCAGUUGUCAAGUGGUGGGAAAGCAUCCCUUUUAAUCCAUUUUUAUUUUGAAUAAAUGGGAGGCUUUUAUGCAGCAGCUCAUAGGCACACCUGCCUUGCUACCUACCAGUCCAUGACAUUUUCCACUCUCUCUACCUACAGUGGGAUCGAGGGGAAAUCAUUCUCAUUUCAGCAGAUGCAUAGAUUUCAACCAUGCCCCGUUUCCAAUCUGGCAUGUGAACUCAAAGCGCAGUAUUUACUAAAGCAUGUCAUGAAAGAAGCAAGAAUGACUUCCAUUUGAGAAAGCAUAAGAACAAGUCUAAGUUGUUUUUGUUCUUGGUUUUUAAUUAUUCUCACUUACCUGUAGCAUAGUUUCACAUGCAAAGUGGAGUAAUGCAAGUGACAGGGAAAAUCACGCUAAGGCAGAAGUGAUAUUCAUGAAGGACUUUUGCAGGUGUGAAUUGUGCAAUCAAUUACAGUAUGCACUCAAACUACACAAUAAAGAGUGCCUUGACUGCCUGAGCAUAAUCCCCCGCGCAGUUAUGCUAGUUAUUCAACAGGAUUUCAGUCAGUAUAUUUUUUUAAUUACUUGUCUCAGCUUUGAAUUAACAAUAUUUCUUAAUAAACUCAACAUCUGGUUGCUUCAUCAUUAUGUCUGCUUCACAUCCCAAAGAAUGCAGAGAUUAGGAUUAGAAAGUUUUGAGCACGCUGUGAAUCAACAGUACCUGGUUAAUUUAAGGUGUGACUGCACUGACUACAUUAGUAAUUUCUUCCUGCAGUAAAUUGUAAAGUGCUUCAGCUUGCUAGAUAUGAGUGCACCAAGAGAACAGCAAUCGUAUACUCCCCUCUACGCUGACAAUAUAGUAACUACAGAAAAGAUGUUACUACUGGAGAAGACUUGCUGGCUGAAGGGAGGUGAAAGCUAAACACUGACUAUGAAACCUCUUAGGAAAAGCAGAAAGGGUUCAUUUUAAAAUACAAUAUAUGAAAAUACCAGGGACUUACCUUGUCAACACAUCUUACAAAAUACCCAAUGUUUAAUGAUUUCAAGCUCAGCUUACAGCUCAUAUGUUUUGAAGCUUAGUUUGUGGUCACCACAAACUGCUGCGCUCAUGAGGUUACUCAACAAGCAAGCAUGUGAAUGGAAUACAGUGGGGGCUCGACUUACGAACUUA